This is a messenger RNA of Merops nubicus (carmine bee-eater), 1428 nucleotides long. RefSeq names its product transmembrane protein 30A (gene CDC50A). The transcript has 6 exons. The annotation marks the transcript as partial. Gene Ontology annotation, biological process: phospholipid translocation. Lineage: Eukaryota; Metazoa; Chordata; Aves; Coraciiformes; Meropidae. Gene Ontology annotation, cellular component: Golgi apparatus; plasma membrane; endoplasmic reticulum. The record is from RefSeq and is a predicted model, not a curated record.
AUUGACUACACAGGAACAGAGCCUUCUAGUCCUUGCAACAAAUGUUUAAAUGUGUCCUGGGACAGCACACCUUGUACUUGCACCAUCAAUUUCACGCUGGAACAUUCAUUUGAGAGCAAUGUGUUCAUGUAUUAUGGACUUUCCAACUUCUAUCAAAACCAUCGUCGUUAUGUGAAGUCUCGGGAUGACAGCCAACUAAAUGGAGAUAACAGCUCACUACUGAACCCCAGCAAGGAGUGCGAGCCGUACCGCAGCAGCCAGGACAGGCCCAUCGCGCCCUGCGGAGCCAUCGCCAACAGCAUGUUCAACGAUACAUUGGAAUUAUACCGCAUUGAUAAUGGCACGAGGACUCCUAUUACUUUGAUUAAAAAAGGCAUUGCAUGGUGGACAGAUAAAAACGUCAAGUUCAGGAAUCCCACAGGAGAUGGAAACAACUUAACUGCACUUUUCCAAGGCACAACAAAACCUGUGAACUGGCCCAAGCCAGUGUACAUGCUGGACUCGGAGCCCGACAACAACGGCUUCAUCAACGAGGACUUCAUCGUGUGGAUGCGCACCGCCGCCCUGCCCACCUUCCGCAAGCUGUAUCGCCUCAUCGAGAGGAAGGAUAGCUUGCAGCCUACCCUGCAGGCCGGGAAAUACUCCCUGGAUAUUGCAUACAAUUAUCCAGUACACAGUUUUGAUGGACGAAAAAGAAUGAUCCUAAGCACCAUCUCGUGGAUGGGAGGCAAAAAUCCCUUUCUGGGAAUCGCUUACAUCACUGUUGGGUCCAUAUGCUUCUUCCUGGGAGUCGUGUUGCUGAUCAUCCAUCACAAAUAUGGCAAUCGAAACACUAGUGCAGACAUUCCCAAUUAAUCUUGCAUUCUGAAAACAAAUGUACUGCAUGUGCAUCAAGGCCAGUCCAGAUUGGACCCAGUUUUUGAAAGAUAAAUCUCUGCUUCUGUCACUUCUGGGACUGGGUACAUAAUUUUUAUCUAAAGCUCGCCUCUCCCAUACUGUGGGUUGACUCUUGAAAAUGACGGGUGUACAAUUAGCUGCAUUGAUUGUAUCUCUGCCUGUGUCAGAAACACUUUUUUUUUUCUGAUAUUAGCCUCUAACUGGGCAGGCCACAUGAUGCAUGUAGCUCCUGUUCCCUUGAUGCAUCUGCUGCUUGUUCAUGUGUCGUAGAAUGUCGGUAUGAUUCAGUCCAUAGAGAUUUUGUGGAGAAAGACUGGUAAAAGAUGCUGUAAAUUGUUAACUUUCUGGAAGUCAAGCGUCAGUACUGUUGAAAGGAAAAGUCAAGUCUUAAGUGUUUUCUUUCAAUUUACUGUCUUGUGUGCAUGGGCUCUUACAUUUCUUGCUGAGAUUUUAAUAUAUUUAUAAAAGUUGUUAAAUAUUUUUCCUGUGUUCUACCCACUUCUGUAUGUUCAAUCCUUUAAGUGCUGUGUA